AUGGCUCAAGAAUUAUCUCACCCUUCCAUCAAGGACGGCUGGUUUGCUGAAAUCUCCGAAACUAUGUGGCCUGGACAAGCCAUGAGUUUACAAGUUGAAAAAGUCUUGCACGUUGAACAAUCCAAGUAUCAAGAUGUCUUGGUGUUCAAGUCCUCCACUUACGGUAACGUCUUGGUCUUGGACGGUUGCAUCCAAGUAACUGAACGUGAUGAGUUCUCCUACCAAGAAAUGAUCACUCAUUUGGCCUUGAACUCCCACCCAAACCCCAAGAAGGCUCUUGUCAUUGGUGGUGGUGAUGGUGGUGUUUUGAGAGAAAUCUUAAAGCACGAAUCCAUCGAAGAAGCUUGGUUAUGUGACAUUGACGAAACUGUUAUCGAAGUUUCCAAAAAGUACUUGCCAGAAAUGUCCAAGUCUUAUAAUGAUCCAAGAACCAAGGUUCACAUUGGUGACGGGUUCAAGUUCCUUGCUGAGUACAAGAACCAAUUCGAUGUCAUUAUCACCGACUCUUCUGAUCCUGAAGGUCCUGCCGAAUCUCUUUUCCAAAAGCCAUACUUUGAAUUGUUAAGAGAUGCCUUGACUGAAAAGGGUGUUAUCACUACUCAAGCCGAAAACAUGUGGAUUCACAUGGACAUUAUUUCCAAGUUGAAGAAGGACUGUCAAGAUGUUUUCCCUGUUGCUGAAUACGCCUAUACUAUGAUCCCAACUUACCCAUCCGGUUCAAUUGGGUUCAUGGUUUGUUCCAAGGACAAGAACGCUGAUGUUACCAAGCCAAUCAGAUUCGACUGGUCCGACGAAUUUGUUUCAAAGAAUUUGAAAUAUUAUAACAAGAGAAUUCAUGAAGCCUCAUUUAUCUUGCCUACCUGGGCUGAUGAAAAAUUAAACAAGAACUGA
This is a messenger RNA of Spathaspora passalidarum NRRL Y-27907, 891 nucleotides long. It is a transcript of the gene SPE3, whose product is annotated as spermidine synthase. The record is from RefSeq and is a predicted model, not a curated record. Lineage: Eukaryota; Fungi; Ascomycota; Pichiomycetes; Serinales; Debaryomycetaceae. The transcript has a single exon. Bases 1 to 891 code for a protein of 296 amino acids. Gene Ontology annotation, cellular component: cytosol. Gene Ontology annotation, molecular function: spermidine synthase activity. Gene Ontology annotation, biological process: spermidine biosynthetic process.